This is a messenger RNA of Truncatella angustata, 1648 nucleotides long. RefSeq lists its product as uncharacterized. Gene Ontology annotation, molecular function: protein binding. Lineage: Eukaryota; Fungi; Ascomycota; Sordariomycetes; Amphisphaeriales; Sporocadaceae. The transcript is spliced from 5 exons. Bases 229 to 1320 code for a protein of 363 amino acids. The record is from RefSeq and is a predicted model, not a curated record.
GCCUCAUCCCGCUUAAUUAAAGUUGUCUUAAUCCAUCAGCUUCCACGCUUUUGGUGUCUUCACCAGCCAUUUUUUUCUUUGUCACGAACCUAGACAGGAAUUCACGUCGCCGAGUUUUUGGCACCAUUUCAUAGCCUGUCACUUCCGUUGAGAUCAGACUUGUAUUCGCAUCGCCGACAACGCAACGGCCUUCUCGCUCAGCUGAAUCGCACAGCUGUGCAGAACACCAUGCGUAUCACACUCACCGUGUCCAAUCCCGAGGUCGAGGCCGAGGAUCUUCGCCUUGUAUCGCUCGAGGUCUUCCCGGAGAUGACCAUCGAGGCUCUCCGCAGUUCCAUCGAGGCCGAGGGUAUCCCCGAGCCGUCUCAGCACAUCUACCACAACGGACAGCUGAUCACCGACAAGUCCAAGACAGUUCAGGAUUUGGGUAUCACAGACGGCGACAUGCUUGCGCUACAUAUCCGCGACAUGCGGGGUAAUACAGGUGUCGCUCCAGGCCCUCAGGCUCAGCAGGCACAACAGCAGCAGCAACAGCAGCAGCAGCAGCAGCAGCAACAACAACAUCAGCAGCAGCAACAACAGCAACAGCGUAGUGCUAUGGCCCAGGACCCGGAGCUUAUUCGAUUACAAGUACUUGGUGAUCCUCGACUGCGGGCCGAGCUACAGCGCUCAAACCCCCAACUGGCCGGCGCAUUGGAGGACCCAAGACGCUUCGCUCAGCUCAUCCGUGACACCACAAACCAGCAGGAAGAGGCCCGAAGAGCGAGGAUGCGCGAGAUCGAGCAGCUGAACAAUGACGAGUUUAACCCCGAAGCACAAGCGAGAAUCGAGGAGAUGAUCCGUCAGAAUAAUGUUAUGGAGAACUUGCAGAAUGCUAUGGAGUAUAAUCCCGAGUCAUUCGGUCGCGGCAAAUCCGUGGACCUCCUGCUGGGCCUGGACAUUCUCAAGGGCCACCAGGCAACAAUCGACCUUGCGCGUAACAAGCUCAUCAUCCAAGGUGAAGAGGUGGAUUUCCUGGGUGAGGCAGAUGUGCCCAAGGAAACCGAGGAAGCUGUAAACCAAGAGCCCACAGUACCAGGCCCUGGUGGCACGACGAUUGGUGCUCGCUCUGGUGCAGUUACGGCAGGGCCUUCAGCUCCACCCAACAACCCACCCCAACAGUCGAAUCCCGUUGCUCGCCCUGCACCCAGCAGCUUUCCUGAGUCGGAUAUUCAGACGCUGAUGGACUUGGGUGCCACAAGACAACGAGCGAUCCAGGCUCUGGAGUUCACUGGUGGCAAUGUCGAGUUUGCUGCCAACGUCAUCUUUGCUGAAAUGUAGGAGAAUUGCAGUCGGCAAUUGCAAUAACUUGCCAGCUGGCGCCGUGCUGGAGAGGAAUUAUUGCUAUCAGAAGCAUAAGUUGAUACCACAAAACAAGCAACACUACUGGUUCAGCACUGGACAUGGUCAAUAAGGGGAACAUUUUGUUUUUGCGACAUGAUCGGCGUAAUAGAUCAGUUGCGGCUGGCCGCAGGGAACCGGCGGCAUUGGUCGACGGUUGGUAUCAGAGCGUUCAGGGCAUAGCUUGAUUGCAUUGGGUGCGAAUUGGUAUUUUGACAUAGAGAAAAGCACGCGUCUCUGCGUUGCAAACAUAUUGGCCAGUACACGU